UCAUAUUCUUGAGUUUCAUCAUUUUUUAGCUAUUAGUUAUAUAACCCCUUUUGAUUUUUAUUGGUGUUAUAGUGAUAAAGUUUGAAUCUUUAUCUAUAUUUCUGUGAACCCUUUUGGUUUCUUGAAGUUUUAAACCUGGUGUUUGGUUAUUUGGGGCAUGCAAAUUCUUGAUUGAUUAUGAAGUAUUUUGGGGUUGUGGGGUCAAUCUUGAUUUGGUUUUUGGUUUUUGUUAGCUUUGUUGAGGUUAAUAAGGGUCAAAUUCUAACUACACUUGAUGGACCUUUUAAGCCAGUGACUGUUCCUUUGGACCAAAGUUUUAGGGGACAUGCUGUUGAUUUGCCAGACACUGAUUCUAGAGUUCAAAGGACUGUUGAAGGAUUUGAACCUGAGCAGAUAUCUGUUUCCCUUUCUGCUACUUAUGACUCUAUUUGGGUUUCUUGGAUUACUGGGGAAUAUCAAAUUGGCAACAAUAUUAAACCAUUGGAUCCAAGUAAAGUUGGUAGUGUUGUUCAAUAUGGGAAAGAUAAAUCCUCCUUAAGACGCAAAGCAAUCGGCCAGUCUGUUAUUUAUAAUCAACUUUAUCCAUUUGAAGGACUUCAGAACUACACUUCUGGUAUUAUACACCAUGUCCAACUUACAGGAUUGAAACCGGACACAUUAUACUAUUAUCUAUGUGGAGAUCCUUCUAUACCAGCUAUGAGUACUAUCUAUCAUUUCAAGACCAUGCCUAUUUCGUCUCCAAAGUGUUAUCCGAAGAGAAUAGCAAUUGUAGGGGACCUUGGUCUUACAUACAAUACAACUUCUACGAUUAGCCAUUUGACAGGAAACAAUCCAGAUCUUGUUCUAUUAGUGGGAGAUGUUACUUAUGCUAACUUGUAUCUCACUAAUGGAACUGGUUCAGAUUGCUAUUCAUGCUCAUUUCCCGACACUCCAAUACAUGAGACAUAUCAACCUCGGUGGGACUAUUGGGGAAGAUAUAUGCAGCCAUUGGUGUCCAAAAUUCCCAUCAUGGUGUUGGAGGGGAACCAUGAGAUAGAAGAACAAGCUGAAAAUCAGACAUUUGCAGCAUAUCGUUCUCGCUUUGCUUUCCCAUCAAAAGAAAGUGGAUCAUCAUCCCCAUUAUACUAUUCUUUUAAUGCGGGAGGCAUACACUUCAUCAUGCUUGGGGGAUAUGUCGCCUAUAAUAAAUCAGAUGAUCAAUACAAGUGGUUGGAGAAGGACCUGGCUAACGUUGAUAGGACAAUUACUCCAUGGCUAGUUGCCACUUGGCAUCCACCUUGGUACUCUACUUACACAGCACACUAUCGAGAAGCUGAAUGUAUGAAGGUAGCGAUGGAGGAGUUGUUGUACGAGUAUGGUGUCGAUUUAGUCUUCAACGGACAUGUUCAUGCCUAUGAAAGGUCCAACAGAGUCUAUAACUACACACUGGAUCCUUGCGGUCCAGUCCAUAUAACUGUCGGUGAUGGUGGAAACCGUGAGAAGAUGGCGAUAGAACAUGCUGAUGAGCCAGGAAAAUGUCCUGAUCCAGCUAGCACACCGGACAAAUUUAUGGGUGGAUUCUGUGCCUAUAAUUUUACAUCAGGUCCAGCAGCCGGCAACUUCUGCUGGGAUCAACAACCUGAAUAUAGUGCAUAUAGAGAAAGUAGCUUCGGCCAUGGAAUACUUGAGGUGAAAAAUGAGACACAUGCUCUAUGGACAUGGCAUAGGAACCAAGAUAUGUACAAUAAAGCUGGAGAUAUAAUUUACAUAGUGAGACAACCUGAGAAAUGUCCUAUUAAACCAAAGGUAAUUAAGCCCUGGUUAGUACAAAAUUACAAAUUUGAUUGGAUAAAAAAAUUAAUCUAACCCCAA
Messenger RNA from Solanum verrucosum, 1851 nucleotides. Its product is annotated as purple acid phosphatase 15-like. The record is from RefSeq and is a predicted model, not a curated record. Bases 178 to 1845 code for a protein of 555 amino acids. NCBI's taxonomy places the organism in Eukaryota, Viridiplantae, Streptophyta, Magnoliopsida, Solanales, Solanaceae. Gene Ontology annotation, molecular function: acid phosphatase activity; metal ion binding. The transcript is spliced from 7 exons.